CCUAACUCACUGACUUAUUUGGAUCCCUUGGCAGUAAGUCAGUUUUCAGACAAAGCUGGUUGGAAAGAGCCGAGGACGGAGGCGGGCCCCGUGGACACAGCCAUGGGCGCCCGGAGGCUGCUGCGCGCCGGGCUGCUGCUGUGCUGCCUGAGCUGCCUCCUGGACGCGGCGCACACAGCGGGGUGGGGACCACGCGCCAGGCGUGUGCUUGCGGCGAGGAAGGGCCUCCCCAUCUCCUCUGGGCGACGCCACACUCAUGUCACAGAAAACCACAGGUCAUGGCUGUACAAGUUCAAGAACUACUUGCAGGACCACAUCAAGAACUCCAUACCUCCAGGAGCCAUUCUUGCUUUUCUGCUCAUUACGAUUGUGAUGGGGGUCCUCUGUUGCCUCACUAUUCUUGUAGGUGAACCAGUCCAAUGAAGCACUAGAAAAUUCACGUGGGCAACUGUGGUGUUUGGCUUGCUGGACUCCAAAAGUGCAGAGUGUGCUAUUUGCUUACAAUAAGGAAGUACCUCUGGGUUAAAAUUAAAGUGUCUUUCAUCUGUA
Molecule: messenger RNA, 549 nt
Organism: Hyaena hyaena (striped hyena)
Lineage: Eukaryota; Metazoa; Chordata; Mammalia; Carnivora; Hyaenidae
Gene: SMIM9
Product: small integral membrane protein 9
Exons: 4
Coding region: 103-423 (106 amino acids)
Source: RefSeq, a predicted model, not a curated record